Messenger RNA from Penicillium angulare, 1416 nucleotides. RefSeq names its product LysM peptidoglycan-binding domain-containing protein. The transcript is spliced from 5 exons. The record is from RefSeq and is a predicted model, not a curated record. The coding region runs from base 1 to 1416 and encodes 471 amino acids. NCBI's taxonomy places the organism in Eukaryota, Fungi, Ascomycota, Eurotiomycetes, Eurotiales, Aspergillaceae.
AUGAACCCGUCUGUCAAUACAACCUGCGGAAAUCUAGUCGUCGGUAUGGAUUACUGCAUUGCUACUGUUAAUGGCACAGCCCCUGUAACCUCCAGCAACUCCAACACUACGAUAUCUUUUGUCAGUGCACCCACUACCACCGUUACAGGGACAACAUCUAAGUAUUAUAAAUGGCACACCAUUGUCUCCGGCGAUACCUGCCAAAUAAUUGAAGCGGAGUACGGAAUCACUCUUGAUGUCUUUAGGGCAUUGAAUACCAACGAUUUCAUCCACAUCACAAUCCACCAGGGCUGCAAUCUCGACGACUAUCGCAAGUACGACUUCCACCUCCACAUCUGCGACGUCUGUCACAACGCCGACUCCGACCCAGACAGGCAUGGUGAGCGGAUUUGGGACCGCCUGGAGGCCCCUGGUUUUGUACGGUACACCCUCCCUGCGGCAUUGCUAGGUCUCGUAGCUAGGUCCACGUUUGGGUGGGGCGAUUCAGGAAAUUUCGGGGUACAAAGAAUUUCCGACCAUGGAUGGCCCGUUCGCGUCGCCAAAAUCCAUUUCCGCUUCUCCUUCGCUCGGGCACCUCAGAACAAGGGAGAAGAACCCUGGAAUCUCUAUCCGGGCGUUUUCAAUGCCACGAUACAUCUGAUCAUCUUUCCUCUGCUACUCAGUUUGGCCUACCUUUGGUAUCAAAAUACCGAAACUAUGUCUUCAUCUUACGAUGAGGGAAUAAUAGUCGCCGAAAUCACCACAAUUUAUAGCCUACUUCACAAGCUAAGCUACUUCAACCGACCUAGGGACGAGAUAUUUCCUUUUAACGAAAUUGCAUUCCCUCCUGCAGGUGGCCAUGUUAUUAAUGAGGAGUUAUGCUCUGAGCUCCACAUCGCCCCGGAGGUGGUAUCUCUUAUGAAGAAGAUUCCCUAUCCUGUUGACGGCUAUCAUAAGCCGCUCCUGUGGCAAUCCCGCGCGUUUGAAUACCUUUAUGACCAAGAGAUUAAGGAUGGCCGUGAUCCUGAAAAUGCUGAUACGGGCGAUGACGACGCGUUAAGAAUAGACUUUUUAAAACCGUGGGAGGUUGCACUAACUUGCUGGAUGCAUAUGGAUGAUGGGAUUUCGGUUAUUCUGAAUACUAAGUCAAAUAUUAUUCAAAUUAUUGAUGAAUCUGUGGAGAAUUUCCGGGAAGAAAGUACAGCUUACCAUGCCCCUACCUAUCUCCAGGGCAUUAUCGAUGGCAUUCGUAAUUUAGAAUCCAUCUAUCGUCCCAGUGGAUCUGAUAUGGGUUAUCUUGAGUUUCCGGGGUCACUGGAGCAAAUUGAAAUAAAGCGAAUUCUGAUCGAGGACUAUGAUUGGGGUACGGAGGGAUUUCGGGAGGAGGAUUGGCGACGAGAGGGAGAGGAGAUCUGUAAUAGGGUAUGUGAUGAGUGA